Microplitis demolitor is the source of this 1988-nucleotide messenger RNA. RefSeq names its product arrestin domain-containing protein 2 (gene Vdup1). Bases 729 to 1529 code for a protein of 266 amino acids. The transcript has 7 exons. Gene Ontology annotation, cellular component: cytoplasm. The record is from RefSeq and is a predicted model, not a curated record. Gene Ontology annotation, biological process: protein transport. NCBI's taxonomy places the organism in Eukaryota, Metazoa, Arthropoda, Insecta, Hymenoptera, Braconidae.
ACAAAUCUUUUAUAUUUUCCUGGCCAUUUUUUAUCUGGAAGAGUACUCAUUGAACUGGAUGACGAAACAUGGAAUCCGCUUUGGCGUUGAAUAAUCAAUAAGGCAUUCUAAAUUGACAUCUUUUAGCAGUCAAUUAUUGCAGGAUUCCGCUUAGGCGUUAAAAAAGCAAUAAUCGACUUCUUUAUCUAUUAAAAAUCCUCACAGAUUAAUAGAAACUUCCGGUCCGAUUGAAAUAGUGACGCAUAUCACGUAUAUUUGCGAUUCCAUCUCGGUCUGAGUUAUUUUGCGCAUAAAAUCACCUCUCGGGUGUGUAAAAAGGACGCAUUAAAUAUAAAAUAGAAAUCUUAUAAAUUUCCGGGGAUAAUCAAUAAUCUUAAAAAUAUCAAUUGUUAAAAAUUAGUGUAAAGGAUUCAGUGUACAAGUGUAUUGUAACUAAAUCAGAAAUAAAAAGCACAAAAACCAUAAGUUCAGCCUUCCGAGUUUCAUUCGAGAGUAGCACAUAAGUUUACAUCCUACAACCCCAGCCGCGCCCAUCCAACCAAAUCCUACAGGAGGAAGCUGAGUGAGCUGCAACGUUCUGGAGGGAUCUAACCUGCCGUGACUAGAAAGAAAGAAACAUCGAAAGUGUUUCAGGACUGCAUUUUCAUGUGAUUGGUGAAGGUGUUGUUCGAGUGAGAAGUCAACGAGCUGAGCGUGUAUACGAUAAAGAAAAUUACAUUGAUUUCCGUAUGAGGCUUUUAGGUGAACCAGGAGAAAGUGCGUCAUUUCUAUCUCCAGGCAUACAUAGUUUUCCCUUUAAGCUAGGUUUGCCACUUGGUCUACCGUCAACUUUUCUUGGAAAACAUGGAUGGGUUCAAUACUACUGCAAAGCUGCUCUACGUGAACCUGGAGGCUUAACCCAUAAAAACCAACAAGUUUUUAUCGUAAUGAAUCCUAUCGAUCUAAAUCUGGAACCACCAAUACUUGCACAACCAGCUCGAUUAGAAGUAGAACAACGUGUUGGAGUUUCUUGUGUAUCAAGUGGACCAAUAUUCUGCAGAGUAAGCCUUGACCGUGGUGGUUACGUACCUGGAGAAACGAUUGGAAUUUCAGCAACUGUUAGCAAUCGAAGCAAGGUUACAAUGAAAUCCACUAAAGCGUCAUUGACAGAAACAAUUCAAUAUUUAUGCAGAGGUAAAAUUCUAGCCAGUGAAACUAGAGAACUUGCUAGCGUAUCUCGAGGAAAAAUACGACCAGGUGAAGGUGAAGAAUGGUUGAAUGAACAAAUGUACGUGCCGCCUUUACCACCGACGAAUCUUCGAGGAUGUCAUUUGAUUAAUAUACUCUAUCAUGUUUAUUUUGUUAUAAGUCCGAAAGGUUUGGAUAAAGAGAUAAAACUUCAAAUACCAAUCAUAUUAGCAACUUAUCCACUUCGACAAGAGGGGGGCUUGGUCUCUAGUACUUCAUCGAAGAGAGGAGCUCAUUAUCCUUCUACAUUACCAAUUUUUAGGCCUUGGCUUGAUGACAAGGCUCUUGAAGUCGAAGAAUAAUUUAUCACCAUACUGGCCUAUUAAAUAUUAACAUACCUAUAUUUUUUAACAGGUAUUAGUCUAAUGAAACUUAAAUAAAACUGUGUGUUCAUUUAUACCAUUAUCUAUCAUCAAAUGUAAUAAAACAUCAUCAGUUUUCAGAACAAAAAUUUUCCAAAGAAUAUAUAUAUUACAAUUUGAUGCUUUAAAAUCAUAUUAAUAUUGGGAUAGCAUGUAAUAUUAUCAUCAUGACAAAAUAACCAACACAAUAAUUACCCUAAAAAUGAACUCCCAUACUUUCUUUUUUAAGUUAGAAAUUGGUUAGUAUGUUGUUAUUAAUAUAUCAUUAUGUCAGUUACUUUUUUUGUUUGUUAUUCUGUAGUUUAUUCCAUUAAGUUACUAUCCUUGUGAUAAUAUUACACAGCAUUACCUUGGAUUGGAAGAAAUUUAUAACUUUUUAAAUAUCGAUUAUGUAGUCUU